This is a messenger RNA of Austrofundulus limnaeus, 2068 nucleotides long. RefSeq lists its product as uncharacterized. Bases 74 to 1819 code for a protein of 581 amino acids. NCBI's taxonomy places the organism in Eukaryota, Metazoa, Chordata, Actinopteri, Cyprinodontiformes, Rivulidae. The transcript has 6 exons. The record is from RefSeq and is a predicted model, not a curated record.
GACACCGAUUCUGUCCUGGCCUUUUAUAAACGUUUCUAAAAGCACACCCACUAAUAAAAUCUGAAGCGGUGUGAUGCCACGGAUGAAUAUUUGGUUGUGUUUUGUUCUCCUCGCGUCCUGUUGCGAUGGACGAACUGAUGAAGAGGAGGAAAGGCCGGGGGUGAAAGGUUCGCAUCACCUGAGCCAUAAGGGGUCUGGGUUAAGACUCGAACCUUCGGCUCCAGCUCGACACGGUUUACUUGCCUUCAGACACGACCAACAAGGUGACUUAAGUUCAACUAAAGCGUCACAGGAUGGGCUGGCUGCAAAAAUAAAGCGCCUGAAUCCAUCAGUUCAAUGUGGCGACAACCAGAUGACCCUGACUGUCAAUCGGGUCAAAGCUCCACGUUUUCUUGUGGAUGGCGGUGAAGAACCUCAUACGUCCCUUGCGCAGAUGCCAGCUUCAUGUGGCUUCUCUGUGAAGAGAUCCCGUCGACAUGUGCAGUACGCAGCAUCCUAUCGGGGCUGUCAUGUUAACAAGGAGGAUGGUGAUCAUCUUCUACCGCUGCUUUUUCAAGGGGCACCAAUGACCAUGUCUUGCCCCAAUGUGCUGACAUCACCUGCUGUUGUCUGCUUUCCAUCAAAGAUGGUGGUUAAACUUGGUGGUGUAGCAGCAAAUGACCUCAAAAUAAAGGUUUCUGGCACAUGGCAGCCUUUAUCAUCAACCUGCAGCAGCUGUGGACUAACUUUUAAAGAGGUUUCUGGAGAACUGGCACUGAUUGCUCCCUACAACACAGACUUGUGUGUAGAGUUCAAGGAUGAAGAGUUCUCACUCUCUCUUCAGUGGGGAGAUUAUGAGCUUUUAGCAGUGUGCCCUGCAGUACCAGACAUUAACCCAACAACUGAAGCAACGCCGCCCUCUAGUGACGUUGGUCAAGUUCUGCAGCAUCCUCAGAACUAUUUACAAAUGUUCUCUCAAAUGUUGCAGCCCUGGCCAACACCAAGUCCAGCCCCCAGAGCACCACUACCAUUUGUCUUUGUUGCCACAAACUCUCCAGAAAACRAAAAAGUACCAGAAGUUCAAAGUCCUGCGUUAUCCUUUAUGCCACAGUUGCCUCAGUUCUUUGUAUUUCCCAGACCUGACUCGCCAGCACAGACUUCUGGGAUUGAAAAUAGUCCCAUAAAACAGGCCCAGUUUCCUCGGAUGCCACAGUCUCUUCAAUAUCAAGUCCCUAUUUUCUCUGAAUUCCCCAUGGUGCCUGGAAUAGUCCAACAAGCGACUCCACCACCACGUCCUGCCACCAGUACUGAGUCUUUGCCAACAUCUGAGCCUGCAGCAGUGAAUGAGGAGAAAUUUCAACUUCCUCUGCAGUCGCAGUUUCCUGUGCUACCUCAGCAUUCUUUUCCAUCGUUCUUUAAACUCCCAUUCUUUUCAGAAGACAAAGCACAAGUUGAUGAUCCUGAAACUGACAUUCAUCAGCUCCAACCCCAGCCCCACCACCCUCAGUUCUUCCAGUUCCCUGUGGUGUAUUCUCCUCUUAAUUAUCCAUCUAAAGGGCAAAAUAUGUUUACUUUCCCUGCUGCUGCUACAACCUCCACCAGUGCCGCUCCGACCAAAGCACCACUGCCUGACAAUGCUUUUUACCCACCACCCCCUUAUAUGCCAGUACUUUUACUUCCUGAACAAGCUUCUGUCCCAGCAUUUCUUCACCCUCCAAACAGCCCUUCUACAAAUUCAGCUCCGUCUGAUCAGCAUGAAUACCAUCCUGUCUACCACGCCUUGCAAACUUUCUACCCUUUGCUUCCUGACCAGAGGAAAACAGAACCUACAGGACGUUAAAAAUCACUCUGCUGAUUGAGCUCCAGGACAUGGCAGAUGAUUUCUGGGUUUUAGAUUUGCAGAUUCUCUCUCUUUUUUAUUUUUUUAUUUUUUAUUUUUUUGAGAGCUGUUGAACAAUUUAAAAAAUAAUUCUGGAAAGUAAACAUGUUUCUGGUCAAAAAUAAGAGUAUUUUGUAAUGCAAUAUGCCAAUAAUGCAAAAUGUUUGUAUAUUUUUUUCCUUUUGAGGAAGAAUAAAGCAGUGGAAUUUG